Raphanus sativus (radish) is the source of this 1054-nucleotide messenger RNA. RefSeq names its product transcription repressor MYB5-like. The coding region runs from base 241 to 1008 and encodes 255 amino acids. NCBI's taxonomy places the organism in Eukaryota, Viridiplantae, Streptophyta, Magnoliopsida, Brassicales, Brassicaceae. The transcript is spliced from 3 exons. The record is from RefSeq and is a predicted model, not a curated record.
CCAUCUUGAUUAUAGUCUUACAAAUCUUAAGAAAAUAAAUAAAUAGAAUUGAAACUAGAAGCGCGUAACCAUCAAACGCUGAAAACUAGAGAGUGAGCAAAAGGUCGGUAGGUUCAUUGGUAACAUCACUAGACUAUGGAAGAGAGAGAGAGAACAUUGAGAGAAAGAAUCUAACCAAUCGAGAGAAACUCAAAGAGCUCACCAAACCCUAGAGAGAACUCUCUGUUGAAGACGGCGGACAUGACGUCAUCUGGCGUGAAGAAGCAGGUCACGAAGAAAACGUCCCCAUGUUGCAUGAAGAUGGGGAUGAAGAGAGGACCGUGGACGGCGGAGGAGGACGAGAUUCUUGUGAGCUUCAUCGAGAAAGAAGGCGAAGGAAGGUGGAGAUCGCUUCCCAAAAGAGCUGGCUUACUCCGAUGUGGGAAAAGCUGCCGUCUACGGUGGAUGAACUAUCUCCGGCCGACUGUAAAACGCGGUGGUAUCACUCUCGACGAGGAAGAUCUCAUCCUCCGCCUUCAUCGCCUCCUUGGCAACCGGUGGUCACUGAUCGCGGGAAGGAUACCGGGAAGGACUGAUAAUGAGAUCAAGAACUAUUGGAACACUCAUCUUCGUAAGAAACUCUUAAGCCAAGGCAUUGAUCCUCAAACCCACAAGCCUCUAGACGCAGAUCAUAAACCCGGAGAAGAAGUUUCCGCUGGACAAAAUCUACUAGAGCCUAACUCUAGUUCUCACACUGAUGUUACCACCGUUAGUAGCGGAAAUGGAGCUAGCAAGAUAAGUUUCAGCUUCUUGGUAUGGAUCAGAUUCUUCUUUGGUGGUGAAGACGACGAAGACUUUGGUUUCUGUUACGAUGAUAAGUUUUCUUCGUUUCUAAAUGCGCUUAUCAAUGAUGAUCCUGUUGAUAGUAAUAUCCCAAUAUCACAGCCGUUUCGGAUGCAAGAUUGUACUGAUGAGAUUGUUGGAACGUCGUCGAGCUUAGAACAUGGCCAGAGCUUAGAAGAUAUAUGAUUGGAUCGAUCGUGAUAUCUUCUAUAUCUACCAUGCUUCGAGAAGU